CUAUUUAACUAGAGCUGGCCGGCCUUGAGAGUCGACCCCUUUUCCGUCCAGCAGGCGAAGGCAAUUCCAAGUCGGGUUGUUGUUUGGAGAUGGAAGGAGGUCCCUCCUCCCGUCCCUCACGGUGCCCUGCGAGCUUGCCCAUUCGCCAGAUACCUUGGGACGAUGGAGAUAGAAACAAGGUGCUACCGGCGUUCACGAAAAAGCGAACGCUUCGGAAGGACAAAACGAUGACGCAGGCCAUCGGGGAGUCCAGCCGUCCAUACAGAUACGACGUGUUCCUGAGCUUCCGUGGCGAGGAUACACGCAACGGCUUCACCAGCUACCUCCACGCGGCGCUGGACCAGAGAGGGAUCGCCGCGUUCAUGGACGAGGAGGAGCUCUGGAAGGGCGAGGAGAUCGCGCCGGCGAUCCUCCGAGCCAUCGGGGAGUCGAGGAUCUCGAUCGUCGUGUUCUCGAAGAACUACGCGUCCUCCAGCUGGUGCUUGGACGAGCUGGUGAGAAUCGUGGAGUGCAGGGAUACGAUGGGGCAGAUGGUGUGGCCGGUGUUCUACAAGGUGGAUCCGUCGGAUGUGAGGAAGCAGAGGCGGAGGUACGGACGAGCGCUAAUCGAUCACGAGGAGAGGUUGAAGUCGAACGGCGGCGAUUCGGAGAAGGUGAAGAGGUGGAGAGAAGCACUGACUGAAGCUGCUAACAUCUCCGGCUGGCAUUUGGUUGACCAGCGCGAGUCUAAUGUCAUUCAGAGCAUUGUUAGGAGAGUAUGGGCUCAGGUGAAUCACAAUCAGUUACAUGUUCCUGGAAACGUGGUUGCCAUGGAUUCACACAUGUCCCGUAUGCGUACUUUGCUAGACAUCAAAGCAAAUGAGGUUCGCAUGGUUGGGGGAAGACGACUAUCGCCAAAGCUACUUACAAUGCUUUCUCGCACAAAUUUGACUGUUGCAGCUUUCUUUCCAAUGUUAGAGAAACUUGUGAGAAAUCCGCAGAAGGUGGCCUACUUCAGCUUCAAGAGACACUCUUUUCUCAGCUAAUGUGGGAUGAUGAUUUGAAGCUUGGCAAUGUCCACAGAGGUUUGAGCAUGAUAAAGAAUAGACUUUGCAAAAAAAAGGUCCUCAUUGUCGUUGACGAUGUGAACCAGUUGAUCCAAUUGGAAACACUAGUUGGACGA
Molecule: messenger RNA, 1162 nt
Organism: Eucalyptus grandis
Lineage: Eukaryota; Viridiplantae; Streptophyta; Magnoliopsida; Myrtales; Myrtaceae
Product: disease resistance protein RPV1
Exons: 2
Coding region: 90-1025 (311 amino acids)
Biological process (GO): signal transduction
Source: RefSeq, a predicted model, not a curated record